AUGCCACGUCCAUUUCGCACAGAUCGCUGGUUCGUGCUGACUUGAUUCCAAGUUGUCACGCCGAUAGCUGACUGUGCCUGUAGCCAACCGUGUCGCUUGCGAAAGAUCAAGUGUGAUGGAAAUCGUCCCAGUUGCCAACGUUGUCAACGAAGCUCACGACCCUGUUCAUGGAGCGACGGCAUUCGCCGAUGUCUUGAUAUCCCGAAGCGACGAAUAUGUCUCAACUAGCGACCCUACGGAAGCUUUACAGGACCCACGAGUAGCUCACAUAUUUCGAGCUUAUAUCAAUAAUCUAGCUGGUUGGUACGAUCUGAAUGAUCGAAGACGUCAUUUUACGGACAUCGUUCCUGUCCUCGCAAGAAGGAAUUCCUUGCUUCUCAGCGCGAUACUAGCCUUCGCGGCUGCCAGCCAGAGCUCAUCAUCUGGAUCAACUCCCCUCAAAGAUCUAGCCGAUGCAUAUCACCUCGAAAGUGUGAGAAGACUCUUGGCUCUCAUGAAGCGCCCCGAUGGGUUCCGAACGGGCGUGACCUUAGCUGCGAUAUGUCUUCUUCGAUCAUACGAAAUUAUCUCGCAAAAUGUUACCUGCCAAAAUCACCUUCAAGGGUCCUAUUCCUUACUGGCGAGCCAUCCAAUCGACCUAGAGGCCGGAUUGCUGAGUGCCGGUUUCUGGAAUUACCUGAGAGAGGAUAUCACGGUCGCACUCAUAGAAAAACGCAGCCUCAUGAUUCAGCUUCCGGAGGAGCCUCUGCCUACGAAGACUGAAUGCGAUGAUGAUCUCGCCAAUCGCAUCACUUAUCUUCUAGGAAGAGUCAUCAACGGUUGUCUUCUACGUGAUGCUGUCCCUCUGGACUCCUGCGAGUGGGAGAGUUUGAGAGAUCAGCUCGAGGACUGGAGGACAUCGCUUCCUUCGGCAUUUGGCCCCAUCCUUACACCACAUCUGCUCCCCAAUAGCAGCUUUCCGAGUAUGUGGACUACCUCAGGCUGGCACGCUGCCGGACUACAAUACUAUCAUACAGCGAUGGUAAUCCUGUGGCUUGCGGAACCUUGUCCUUCAUUGGUCAACACGCUGCAGCACAUCGAAAGGAUAAACAACCUGGAAAGCAAACUAGUACACCACGCCACCAUUGUAUGUGCCUUGGCGCUGUCGAGUAGGUCUGCGCCUGUUUGGGUUAAUUCCUUUGGGCCUAUAGCUUUCUGUAAGACUUCUGCAUUUCUUUCUUGGUGAUGG
Molecule: messenger RNA, 1228 nt
Organism: Aspergillus novofumigatus IBT 16806
Lineage: Eukaryota; Fungi; Ascomycota; Eurotiomycetes; Eurotiales; Aspergillaceae
Exons: 6
Coding region: 116-1225 (369 amino acids)
Biological process (GO): positive regulation of transcription by RNA polymerase II
Cellular component (GO): nucleus
Molecular function (GO): transcription cis-regulatory region binding; DNA-binding transcription factor activity
Source: RefSeq, a predicted model, not a curated record